Diuraphis noxia (Russian wheat aphid) is the source of this 2598-nucleotide messenger RNA. RefSeq names its product unconventional myosin 61F (gene Myo61F). The record is from RefSeq and is a predicted model, not a curated record. Gene Ontology annotation, biological process: endocytosis; actin filament-based movement; actin filament organization. Gene Ontology annotation, cellular component: actin cytoskeleton; microvillus; plasma membrane. Gene Ontology annotation, molecular function: actin filament binding; ATP binding; microfilament motor activity. NCBI's taxonomy places the organism in Eukaryota, Metazoa, Arthropoda, Insecta, Hemiptera, Aphididae.
AUGUAUCUAAGAUUUUUAAUCACAGGUGAGUCUGGAUCAGGAAAAACAGAAGCAUCUAAAAAAGUUCUGGAAUUUAUUGCAAAGACAACACACGGUGACCAUAUUAUUCAGAUGAUAAAAGAUAAACUYCUUGUAGCAAAUUUAGUUUUGGAGGCAUUUGGUAAUGCAAAAACUUGUAAUAAUGAUAAUUCUAGUCGGUUCGGAAAAUAUAUGGACGUGGAAUUCAACCAUAUGGGUCAACCAAUAGGUGGUAAUAUUCUAAACUAUUUACUUGAAAAGUCAAGAGUGGUAAAACAGGCUCAAAAUGAAAGAAACUAUCAUAUAUUCUAUCAACUGAUCAAUGGAGCUGAUGAAUGCCUAGCCGAAUUCUUAGCGAUUGACAAGGACGUUGAUUAUUUAUAUUUGAGAAAGGACAAGACUGACAAUGAUAGUUUCGAAGAUGAAGCUAUUAACGAAGAUUCCAAAAAAUAUAAAGAAACUUUACAUGCUCUCCAAAUUCUAGAAUUUGAUCUGGAGGAAAAAAUGGAUAUACUGAAAAUUGUCGCUAGUAUUUUGCACUUGGGUAAUAUAAAACAGUUUUGUAUUAAUUAUUGUAACGAAAAGUUGCAAAAGUUAUUCCUUGACCUAACACUUAAGUCAGAACAACAAGAAUAUUUAAGCGAGGGUAUCGAGUGGACUGUUGUUGAUUACUUUGACAAUGGAAUUAUAUGUGACAUGAUUGAUGAAAGACACAAAGGGAUCAUUUCAUGUCUCGAUGACGAGUCUCUUAAACAAACUGAUGUAUGUAAUAAUUUAAUUUUAAUCAACGAGUUGGCGAAACGUUUCAAAGAACACGAGUACAUUUCAUGUUACCAAACUGUAAAUGAUCCACAAUUAAAGAGAACAAUAAUUUUACCUACAGAAUUUGUAAUCAAACAUUUUGCUGGUGCUGUGACGUACGAUGCUUCUAAUUUUUUAGAAAAAAACAAUGACUCUCUGUUUGGAAAUCUAAGCCAAAUAAUGUCUAGCUCUACCAACGCGAUCAUAAAGACCAUUUUUUCAGAUUGCCAGACGCCCAAUAAAAAAAUACCAGAGACUAUAAUGAAGCAGUUUAAAAAUAGUUUGAAUCGACUUAUAAACACAUUGUCGUCAAAAGAGCCUUCGUAUAUUAGAUGUAUCAAGCCGAACAACUACAAAGAAUCYGACAAUUUCGACGAAGAAGUGAUUAGUCAACAAGUGAAAUACAUGGGUUUAGUCGAGAUACUACGUAUCAGGAAAGCUGGUUUUGCAUACCGUGGCCAGUUUGAAGUAUUUUUAAAUAGAUAUAAAUGUUUGUGCCCGGAAACUUGGCCCGAUUGGACUCGACGGUACGGCGGGGUGGCUGUCGAGGCAGUAAAACGGUUGAUUGAACAUCUGCAGUAUACAAGCGAGGAUUAUAAAAUUGGAAGGACUAAAAUCAUGAUAAAACAUCCACAUACAGUGUUUGAAAUUGAAAAACGAUUCCAGACGUCUAAGCACUUKUUGGCRAUUAUCAUCCAAUCGGCSUGGCGUGGAUACGUGGCCCGCAAACGAUACAYUCGCAUCAGGACUCUGUUGAUAUGGUGUCAGGGGUUAGCGAGGCAGCGUUUGCAGUACAAAAGGGCUAUGAGACUCAGGACGUUUCAACUUGUCAUCCAAAAAAUAGUUUUUGUACAGAAAAACAUCAGAAGGCUGUUGGCCGUGCGCGCUUACAACAAAACUCGAAAGGCCGGGCUAACAAUUAUAAGCUUUGUCAGAGGGUUCUUGACGAGAAACGAUCCACCAAACGCGUACAACCGUCGGUUUGUUAUAUACAAGCAGAGGAGAUAUCUGAUCGAGCUGUCCGAGGCAUUGCCAAAAAGCCUGAUGGACGACCGUUGGCCUAAGCCACCGAAUUGCUGUGUAGAAGUAUCUGAGUACUUAAAGGCUUUACACCGCCAUUGGCUAUCAAGAGCAUAUCGAAUAAAUUUGGCUAAAUGUCCAGAAUCGUACGAGCGUCUUAAAUUCAAACUCGCGGCUUCUGAAAUAUUCAAAGGAAAAAAGCCAAUAUAUCCAGAAAGCUUAAAAUUCGAUUUCAAUGCGGAUCGUGCGGGGAUUAUUCAAAAAAUGAUAAAUGCCAACUUGAAUGACUCAAAUCACAAAACUAAUUAUUUUUAUGCGACAGAAGUAACGAAAUUCGAUCGCCGAGGGUACAGAUCUAGAGUUAGAAUUCUGAUACUAACUACUGAAAAUAUUUUAAUAAUAAAAAAAUCUGAUAAGAAUCAAAAAAUCAAAGAUCAAUUGCCGUUGGAACACGUAACGAGCCUUCAAAUGACCUCGGGAACGGAUAAAUUUUUACUUAUCAAAGUAUCUGAAAAAUUGGAAAAAUCCAAGGGAGACAUUUUAUUAGAAGUUCCCUACUUGGUUGAAUGUGUAACAGCUCUUUCAAAACAAGCACCGGGGAUAGUAGAAUUCAUCAAUAUGCAAGAGAAUUCAUGCAUGAAACAUGACAUGAAAAACACAAAAAAUCCUGGAUUUAUMGAAUUUAUACCUGCUACAAUCUCAGAACGGAAAGGAGAAAUACGCAAAGGAAACAAUGGGAAUUUAACGAUUACCGGUUGA